AUGCCUGCCACCACGGCGGACACAUUAUCCCUCGUCAACCGCAGCGUCACGGUCGCUCCGUUAGUCCUGCUCUCCGUCGCCGAUCACUAUGGGCGGACAGCCAAGGGGACCCGGAAGCGUGUUGUGGGUGUGUUACUGGGCGAGAACUCAGGGAACAAUGUGCGCGUGUCCAACAGCUUUGAGGCAGUGCCCUUUGAGGAGGAUGAGAAGGACCCAUCCGUGUGGUUCCUAGAUCACAAUUUUGUUGAGUCGAUGAGAGACAUGUUCAAGAAGAUCAAUGCACGAGAGAAGUUGGUCGGCUGGUACCACUCGGGCCCGAAGCUUCGUGCCUCAGACUUGGAGAUCAACGAGCUCUUCAAAAAAUAUACUCCGAAUCCUUUGCUGGUCAUUGUCGACGUGCAGCCCAAGGAGGUUGGAGUGCCGACAGACGCCUACUUUGCUGUGGAUGAGAUCAAGGAUGACGGAACAACAACUUCCAAGACCUUUGUACACACGCCUUCCAUAAUCGAGGCCGAAGAAGCCGAAGAGAUCGGCGUUGAACACCUUCUCCGGGAUAUCAGAGACGUUGCUGUGGGCACCCUCUCUACACGCAUCACCUCACAGCUCCAAUCGCUGCAAGGGUUACACCUUCGACUACGUGACAUUGGCCAGUACCUUCAGAAGGUGCUUGACCAUGAGCUCCCCAUCAACCACGCUAUCCUGGGCAACCUGCAAGAUGUGUUCAACCUCCUGCCCAACCUGACGACUCCCACUCAAGCACCGGGAAUCAGUGGCCAGGAGGCACCAAUCGAGAAUAGCGAGCUUGCACGCGCCAUGAGUGUCAAGACGAACGAUCAGCUGAUGGCUAUCUACAUCAGCAGCUUGAUCCGGGCGAUCACGGCGUUCCACGAUUUGAUUGAGAACAAGAUCCAGAACCGGCAGCAACAGGAGGAGAGCGACUCAAAGCGGGAACAGGAAUUGAAUGCCGGUAAGGGCGAUAAGGAUGCCAAGAAGGCCACUGGGGCCGCUAAUGGCGAACAGAAGGAGGAGCCAGAUAGCUCUGAUAAGAACAAGAAGAAGAGCUAA
Messenger RNA from Penicillium chermesinum, 1065 nucleotides. RefSeq names its product proteasome regulatory particle lid subunit RPN8 (gene rpn8). Lineage: Eukaryota; Fungi; Ascomycota; Eurotiomycetes; Eurotiales; Aspergillaceae. Gene Ontology annotation, molecular function: metallopeptidase activity; protein binding. Gene Ontology annotation, biological process: proteasome-mediated ubiquitin-dependent protein catabolic process. The coding region runs from base 1 to 1065 and encodes 354 amino acids. The transcript is spliced from 3 exons. The record is from RefSeq and is a predicted model, not a curated record. Gene Ontology annotation, cellular component: proteasome complex; proteasome regulatory particle.